AUGGAUUUCGAGAUAGUAAGAUCUUCUGUGCUGAAAUUGGUUCAAGAAUCAAAAAGUAAAGGAAACUUUUCCCUGAACCGUUUGGCUGAACAUGUAUAUUCUAUGUUACAAUCCGAGUUAUUGGUCAGAUGUUAUGAUAUUGUAAACAUUGUUAAUCGUCCUUCUAUUUUGGACGAGUUGGACAAUUAUAUACCUUAUGCAAACAUAAAUGAAGUUCAAACAGGUUUGCCUCCAUUCUCAAUGGAUCAACUUAAAAAACGAAUCACUGGCUUACAUUUACCGUACGGUACAGGUAUAUUCACUAUCCAGUUGCCUGAUUAUCAACCUCGAUUUGGAUAUCGAAGGUCAGGCAUUGUUCUUCGACAAGCAGUCAUUAAAGGGGAAGUAGAAAAUUUAUUUGUUUCAGGAGUAGAACAUGGUAGUCCAGCAAGCAAUGCAAUGGAUUUGCAUAUGGGGGAUCGUAUAUAUUCAAUAUCAGGUUACCCAUUAGACUGGCAUACAUUAGAACAACUAAGAUACAAGCUAAUUGAACUGGAUGGAUUGGCACCAAAUUCAAAUAUUUACGAUUUAGCAAACUAUCUACUUAAUAGGCCUUAUCAGAACACUGGGAUUUCCCGCGAUCAUAAUUAUAAUAGAAAUAGUAGUGUUUAUAAAGUUCCUAGCGAGCAAACUAGUUUAACAAAUUUUAAACCACCAGUUCUUGUCAUCUUUCGUUAUCCAAAGUCAAAUUCAUUGUGGUCCAAUCAAAUAGCUAAUAACGAGACAAAUGAAUUACCAACGACAGAGAAUAACAGUUCAUUCAGUUGUUAUGAAACAGUUCUUGAAAAUGAAGGUAAUGACAAUGGACUUGGUCUACAGAUAGGAUCCAAUCAAGAUAAUACAGGAAUUCACAUUGUAUCUAUAUUCAAAAAUAGUCAAGCUGAAAGAGAUGGUGUUUUAAGAGAAGGUGAUCGUGUAAUUGAGGUGAAUUAUCAGAAUCUUGAGGGAUUAGAAAGUAAACAAGCUUUGAAAAAAGUUAAAAGUAUAUGUCGUAACACUAAAUAUGUACAAAUUAAAUGUUCAAGAAAUAAUCAAACUAAUAAUAAUCAUUUGAUAUCACCUUGUGAUGAUAAAAAAGAACAGCUUGAAGACAAUAAUCUACAUGAUCCUAUAUUGAAUAAUGAAGAUGUUAAUAAUAUUAGUAUUGAUGUGAAAAGUGUUUUAACUCGGACACCAUCACCGACAAUGAAUAAUUCAGAUACAUCUAUAUAUGAUUCUCAAGAUGAUUCUGUCUUUUUUUAUAAUUGUAAAUUCAAUCAACCUGAUGAAGAAUGUAUGAAUGAGACGGAUAGUAAUGAUAAAAGUUUGUUGAAAAAGUGGUUAGAUGUAUUCAAUCCUGAUGUUGAAUUAUUGUUAGUAUAUUAUGACAUCAAAAAUUCAAAUUGUGGUUUGGGUAUUGGCGUCGGGGAUACUGUAGAAGAUGACGAAAUAUUUGGUGAAAAUCAACAUCGUCAUUAUAUAAUGGAAAUUAAUCCUGAAGGACCUAUUGGCAAAGAUGGAACCUUAUCUAUUGGAGAUGAGUUACUUGAAAUUAAUAAUGUUGUUAUCGUUAACAAAGAUCAUUUAGAGAUCUCCAGUACGUUUCCUACUAUUCCUUCUGAAGGAUAUUUAAUAUGUGCUCGUUAUCCAAAUAAAUCUCGAAUCGAUAUCAAAGUAGAGAGUGGAAAUGAUGAAUUAGCCAGUGUUGUUUUCUUCACUCAAACUCUAAGUGAUGGUGAGAUUCCUAAUAACGAUUUCAAUGAGCAGAUUUCGGAUAAUAAUCUUUUCGAUGAAACCAAUUUAGGAAUUAAAAAUAACAUAGCCUUAGCACCACCGAACAAUGAAGAAGGAAUUGAUCAACAUUCUGGAUCUGAUAUUGAUGAAAGUCGAUAUCCAAUAAAACUAUUGACGAUUUCUAAUUCUGGUCUGCAGAAUAAAAGUUCCAGUCUUGAAUUCCAAAGUGAAGAUAUUCAAACUGAUAAAAUGAUAAACGAAGAUAUUAACCAGAAAUUGAUAAGAAUAACCUAA
Molecule: messenger RNA, 2046 nt
Organism: Schistosoma mattheei
Lineage: Eukaryota; Metazoa; Platyhelminthes; Trematoda; Strigeidida; Schistosomatidae
Source: the annotation of a GenBank genome assembly